CAUGGUAUAAGGUAGAGAAAGCUUUUAUUUGAGUCGUCUGUAGCGUUCGCGCUGCUUUAGUUAGUUGCCGCGCUGCUGUAUUAUGCUUAAUUCCCUCGAAAAAAGAUAGUGCAAUAUCGUGGGAGUACAAACACUCACUGACACACACAUGGAAAAGAUUGGAUGCAGCGUUAUGGCGUUCGCUGUGAUAGCUUCUUUGCUCCUGCCGCCGCCGCCGCCGCAAUCGUCUGGUGUCGCGGCGACAUCGAUGGCGGUGGCCGGAACCGGCCCGGGGAGUAACUGCACCAGGAGCUGCGGCAACAUCAGCAUCCUGUACCCGUUCGGCGUAGAGCCCGGCUGCUACCACGCCACCGGCUUCAACCUCUCAUGCCACCAGCAAGAGAACCCGCCGAUGCUGUUCAUCGGAGAUGGCACCGUGCAGGUACUUGAGAUCUCGCUCCCCAACGCUGCCGUGCGCAUCAACAGCACCCGCGUGGACUUGUUGUUCAAUGGCACAAACACCACCGUGAAUGGAACAUGGGGGGCCGGCCUCCCACAGGGCGGGAAUUACUUCCUGGCGGCGGACUCAUCAACGAACAAGAUGGUGGUUGUAGGCUGCAGUGUCCAGGUCAACCUCCAGAGUGGAGAGGACAGCGGUUUUGUCAGCUCUUGCUCUACCAUUUGCCCGGGUACGGCUGGCAGCGGCAGCAGGAACCAGCACUCAAAAUAUGUCUGGACCGGCGGUGAUUGCAGUGGUCUUCACUGCUGUCAAGCAAAUAUCCCUCUGGGCUACUCGUUUUACCACCUUCACGGAUCAUCGUCCGCUGGUAAUAAUAAAGUUUCUGUCUACGUGACUGACAGUGUUUAUAGUUCUAGCCGGAACAAGUUUGGGGCGACAAUAUUUCCUGAAGCGCUCCCGGCCACGCUGGACUGGGUAAUCAAUGAAUCGGAAUGUCCGGCAAAUGGAUCUGCCCCUGAGUGCCUCAGUGCCAACAGCUCUUGCCAGGGCUCAGUUUCUAGUAUUGGCUUCGGUGUCCGUUCUCGUGGCUAUGUAUGCUCCUGCUCUUAUGGUUAUCAGGGCAAUCCAUACAUUCCCGGUGGCUGUCAGGAUAUGGAUGAGUGCAAAGGAGAUACCAACCCAUGCGAUGGCGAUUGCAAGAAUACAGUAGGAGGCUAUACAUGCAGAUGCCCAAGUGGCUAUAAAGGGAAUGCUUAUGUUCCAAACGGAUGCGAAGACAUUAACGAGUGUGAGGAACCAGAAACAUACUCGUGCUAUGGAACGUGCCUCAAUUUUCCUGGAACCUUUCAGUGCCGUUGUCCUAAUGGAACCAAUGGGAAUCCUUUUGCAAAAGGAGGUUGCAUGAUAAUCAGAAAUUCCAACACAGGUUUAACAAUCGGGCUCGGUGUUGGGAUUGGAACAAGUAUUUUGGUUGUAGCACUAGGUGCUCCCAUCAUAACACGUAAAAUCAAGCUACGAAAGAUGAAAAAGAUGAGACAGAAGUAUUUCAACCAAAAUCAUGGGUUACUAUUGAAGCAAUUGAUAUCACAGCAUGCAGAUAUCGGGGAAAGAAUGAUCGUUACCCUAAGGGAGCUAGAGAAGGCUACAAACAACUUUGACAGAGCUCGUGUGAUUGGUGGAGGAGGGCAUGGUGUCGUAUUCAAAGGAAUUCUUGACUUACAUGUUGUGGCAAUCAAGAAAUCAAAGAUCAUGGUGCAAAGGGAAAUUGAUGAAUUCAUAAAUGAAGUUGCCAUACUUUCCCAAGUAAACCAUAGAAAUGUUGUUAAACUCAUAGGAUGUUGCUUUGAGACAGAAGUUCCAUUACUAGUCUAUGAGUUCAUCUCAAAUGGAACACUUUAUCAACAUCUUCACGUCGAAGGACCAGAAUCACUAUCAUGGGUUGAUAGAAUAAGGAUUGCACUUGAAGUGGCUAGAGCUAUAUCGUAUUUACAUUCAGCUGCUUCUAUUCCAAUAUUUCAUAGAGAUAUCAAGUCCUCUAACAUACUUCUUGAUGAUAGUUUAAUAGCAAAAGUAUCAGACUUUGGAGCCUCGAGGUAUGUACCAAUUGAUCAAACAGAACUAACUACAGCCGUUCAAGGAACAUUGGGUUAUUUAGAUCCUAUGUAUUAUUAUACAGGCCGGCUAACAGAAAAGAGUGAUGUCUUCAGUUUUGGUGUUCUUCUUAUAGAACUGCUUACUAGAAAGAAACCAUUUGUCUACAGAUCUGUUGAUGGUGACAGUCUUGUUUCACAUUUUGAGAAGCUGCUCGCAACAAGUAAUUUGGCUGGUAUAAUUGAUCUUCAAGUCAUGGAGGAGGAAGAUGGAGAUGUCCAAGAACUAGCUACACUUGCAGCAACAUGUACUAAAUUAAGAGGAGAAGAUCGGCCUACGAUGAGGGAAGUAGAGAUGACACUUGAAAACUUAUUUGUUAAGAAGAAGGUUGUCGAAUGCGUUACAAUACCUGGGAGAAAUGAGGUUCAAACUCACAUCUCGACUCAACAUGUAGUUGUUAGCACAAGCAGACAAUACACUAUGGAAGCGGAGAUAUUGUUGUCGGCAAGCUACCCCCGAUGAAAUGUGCAGUUAUGGACAGCGAUGAACAUCAUUCUUGCUUCUAAACUAUUCCGUACAUCUUCUAGGCGGAUGAAUUUGCUUGCUUGUUGCUCUCACAUAUUUCUUUCACGAGUACUGUAAAGAAAGUAGUACUAUGCAGUUGUGCUUUGUGAUUAUCACUUGUCAUUAACCGAAAUGUUAUUAAUCUGUUUUCCGGUUUGCUGUAAGGACCAGGGAGUUAGAAGCAGAGUAAUGGAUGUGUCUCUCUGUUCUUGAGAUAAUGUUACUCCGUGGUCCAUAUAUGUAAUCAUGCAAGGU
Molecule: messenger RNA, 2848 nt
Organism: Panicum virgatum (switchgrass)
Lineage: Eukaryota; Viridiplantae; Streptophyta; Magnoliopsida; Poales; Poaceae
Product: wall-associated receptor kinase 2-like
Exons: 6
Coding region: 149-2551 (800 amino acids)
Biological process (GO): protein phosphorylation; cell surface receptor signaling pathway
Cellular component (GO): plasma membrane
Molecular function (GO): ATP binding; protein serine/threonine kinase activity; polysaccharide binding
Source: RefSeq, a predicted model, not a curated record